Molecule: messenger RNA, 4651 nt
Organism: Capsicum annuum
Lineage: Eukaryota; Viridiplantae; Streptophyta; Magnoliopsida; Solanales; Solanaceae
Product: putative late blight resistance protein homolog R1B-16
Exons: 4
Coding region: 1996-4104 (702 amino acids)
Biological process (GO): defense response to other organism
Molecular function (GO): ADP binding
Source: RefSeq, a predicted model, not a curated record
UAGCAAAUUACUUCAACUCCUCUGACAAAAUCAUUUUGAUCCCAUAGAUAACUUACUCUCUUUGCCACUGUUCAAGGUUAUUUCUCAAACUUCAACUGCUGAACUUCAAAGAGUGAAAAGGUACUUUUUGUUACAGAGAACUUCAUUACAAUCAUGGAAAGAGUAACAGAAAAGGAACAACUGAGAAAGGAAGAGGAAGCAAACAACUCAUCGAUGUCGUUUUCUGCUCUUCGUGAGGACAUUAUCAAUGUUCUGGAUUUCGUGGAGAGGUUAAAGAAUGAAGAGGAUCAAAAACCUGUUGAUGUGGAUCUUAUUGAAAAGCUGAAAUCAAAGCUGACAUUUAUUUGUACAUAUGUCCAGCUUUCUUAUUCCGAUUUGGAUCAGUUUCAAGAUAUAAUGACCGGCAAAAGACAAGAAGUUGAGAAUCUGCUUCGGACAAUUUUUGAUGAUGUGGACAACACCAUCAGGUGUAAAUAUAACAUGCAUCAUGUCCUUCCUAGCCUCACCAAGAAUAUGGAUAACUGUAUCAGCUCGGACCAUUGUUCUAAAUCAAAUGCUACCAUGGCAGAGGAACAAUUGAACUUCCUUCUCUUGAAUCUCCAUCAUCUAUCCAAGUAUCGUGCUGAAAAGAUUUUCCCGUUAGUGAAUGAAUAUGGGAUUCUUCAGAAUGUAUGUCGAAAUGUACGAGAUUUCCAUGGGUUGAUAGUGAAUGGUUGCAUCAAGCAUGAGAUUAUUGAGAAUGUCUUACCCCGGUUUCAACUGAUGGCCGAGAGUGUAGGAAAGUUCCUUUGGGAGGAUCAGAUUGAUCAAUACUCUCAACUGUCCGAGCUGGACGAGGAUGAUCAGACUGAUGGAGACUCUCAACCCUCCGAUCUAGAUGAGGAUGAUCAGACUGAUGGAGACUCUCAACUCUCCGAGCUAGACGAGGAUGAUCAGACUGAUGGAAACUCUCAACUCUCCGAGCUAUCUGAGGAUGAUCAGAUUGAUGGAGAUUUUCAACUCUUAAAGCUAGCAAAUCUACUCAUAAAGAUUAUUCCAAUUGAACUGGAGGUUAUGCACAUUUGUUUUACAAAUUUGAAAGCUUCACCAUCAGCAGAAGUUGAAGGUUUCAUUAAGCAGCUCCUAGAAACUUCUCCAGACAUUAAUAGAGAAUAUCUGAUUCAUUUACAAGAGCACAUGGUAAAUGUUAUCACCCCUAGUACUUCAGGGGCUCAAAACAUUCAAGUCAUAAUGGAGUUUCUGUUGAUUAUUCUUACUGACAUGCCUAGAGACUUUAUUCAUCACGACAAAUUAUUUGAUCUUCUGGCACGUGUGGGAGCACUUACCACAGAGGUAUCAACUCUUGUUCGUGACUUAGAAGAGGAAUCAAGGAAUAAAAAGAGCACAGAUGAAACAAGUCGUGCAACUCGAGACUUGCUGGAAAAUAUUGAACUCCUCAAGGAUGAUCUCAAACAUGGUUAUCUGAAAGUCCCGGACUCAUAUCAAUGUUGCUUCCCCAUGAAUGAUGGACCACUCUUCAUGCAUCUUCUACUCAUCCACUUGAAUGAUCUGCUAGAUUCCAAUUCUUAUUCAAUUUCUUUGAUAAAGAAAGAAAUUGAGUUGGUGAAAGAAGACCUAGAAUUUAUAAGAUCGUUCUUCGUGAAUGUUGAGCAAAGAUUGUAUAAGGAUCUAUGGGCACGUGCUUUAGAUGCGGCAUAUGAGGCAAAAGAUGUCAUUGAUUCUAUUAUUGUUUGAGAUAAUGGUCUCUUACAUCUUAUUUUCUCACUUCCCAUCACCAUAAAAAAGAUCAAGCUUAUCAAAGAAGAAGUCUCUAAUUUACAUGAGAAAAUUACCAAGAACAGGAGCCAUAUUGUUGUAAACUCUCCCAAGAAUCCAGUUGAAAGAAAGUCAUUGACAACUGGUAAAAUAAUUGUAGGAUUUAAGGAGGAGACAAACUGGUUAAUUAGUAAGCUCACCAGUGCACCGAAAGAUCUUGAUGUCAUUUCAAUCACUGGUAUGCCGGGUUCGGGUAAAACUACUUUGGCAUACAAAGUAUACAAUGAUGAAGCAGUUUGUAGUCAUUUCGACCUUCGAGCAUGGUGCACAGUCGACCAAGAAUAUGAUGAGAAGAAGUUGCUGGUGAAACUUUUUAAUCAAGUUACUGGCUCGGAUUUGAAGUUCAGUGAGGAUAUUGAUGUCGCUGAUAUGUUACGGAGAGAACUGUUUGGAAAGAGGUACCUAAUUGUGUUAGAUGAUGUGUGGGAUACUACUACAUGGGAUGAUUUAACAAGACCUUUCCCUGAAGUUGAGAAAGGAAGUAGAAUUAUUUUGACGACUCGACAAAAGGAAGUGGCUUUACAUGGAAAGGGCAACACUGAUCCUCUUAACCUUCGAUUGCUAAGUCCAGAAGAAAGUUGGGAGUUAAUAGAGAAAAGGGCAUUUGGAGAACAGAGUUGCCCUGAUGAACUAUUGGAUGUUGGAAAAGAAAUAGCCGAAAAUUGUAAGGGACUUCCUUUGGUGUCUGAUCUGAUUGCUGGAGUCAUUGCAGGGAGGGAAAAGGAAAAGUCUGUGUGGCUUGAAGUUCGAAAUAAUUUGAAUUCCUUUAUUUUGAACAGUGAAGUUGAUGCGAUGAAGGUUAUAGAAUUAAGUUAUAACCAUUUACCGCAGCACCUGAAGCCAUGCUUAAUUUACCUUGCAUCUUUUCCAAAAGACAGAGAAAUUCAGUUUGAUGCGUUGCGAAUAUAUUGGCGCGCUGAAGGGCUUGCUGAAAAGACAGAAGUACUGCAGGUUUAUUUUGAUAGUUUAAUUACCAGUAGCUUGGUAACUAGCUUCAAUGAGAUAGGUUAUCGCCAGACUUGCCAAAUUCAUGAUCUUGUGCACGACUUUUGUCUGAUAAAAGCAAGAGAGGAAAAGUUGUUUGGCGAGAUAAGUUCAAGUGGUGCAUUUUCUUCUUCAGAUUUGAUGCCACGUAUAGUGACCAUUAAUUAUGAUAAGGAGCACUUUGGGUCUAACAAUUUCAUCCUGCUCGAUUCAAAAAUGAAAAGGCAUUGUGGUAAACAUGUAUAUUCUUUGGAGAUAACUGGAGACGAGAUGGAAGAUCGUCUUUCUGAUGCAUGCCACCUAAGAGAGUUGAGGCUUCUUAGAGUGUUGAUCCUGUAUCCCUCAAUUAUGAUGGUGAAAGAUUCUUUGUUGAAUGAAAUAGGCAUGUUGAAUUAUUUGAGGUACUUAAGAAUUGGGACAGAAGUUAAAUCUCUGCCUUCAUCUUUCUCAAACCUCAGGAAUCUGGAAAGCCUGUUUGUUGAUAACAAAGCAUCAACCUUGGUACUAUUACCGAGUAUUUGGAAUCUUGUAAAGUUGCGAGAGCUGUCCAUGGAUGCUUGUUCUUUCUUUGAUUUUGAUACAGAUGAACCAAUACCAAUAGCUGGAGGCUCAGAGUUAAAGAACUUGAGAGUAUUAUGGACACUCAUGCUUUCCUAUUCGAAAGACACGGUGGAUAUCUUCAAAAGGUUUCCCAAUCUUCAGGAGCUUUCAUUUGUUCUCAACAAAUCAUGGGAUUAUUCAACAGAGAGAUAUUGUUUCCCAAAACUAGAUUGCCUAACAGAACUAGUUUUCCUCAAAGUAGAUUUUGAAAGUUCAAACACAAAUGACAGUGGGCCCUCUGUACCGACAAAUUGGUCGUGGGAUUCUCACUUCCCACAGAAUUUGAAAAGAUUGGUGUUGUGUGACUUUCCUCUGACAUCCUAUUCACUAUCAACAAUAGCGAGACUGAACAACCUUGAAGACUUGUUCCUUGAGAGGACAAUCAUGCAAGGGGAAGAAUGGAACAUGGGGGAGGAAGACACCUUUGUGAAUCUCAAAUAUUUGGAGUUGGAAGAAGUGACUCUUGCUAAGUGGGAUUUUGGAGAGGAAUCCUUUCCCGUGCUUGAGAAAUUAAAACUCUGCGAAUGUCGUAAGCUUAUAGAGAUUCCGCCUAAUUUGGGGGAUAUUUGUUCAUUGAAAAUUAUCCAACUUGUCGAGAGCCCUCAACUUGAAGAUUCAGCUCUGGAGAUUAAACAAUAUGUUGAAGAUAUUAUGGAACGGAAGCUUGAGGUCCUUGGCCCGAAUAAUAUGCCAUUAUUUAAGUAGCUUGAAGAAUUAUGCGUGGGAAGUCUUGAGCACCACCAUAACAGGUGGCAUGAUGCGAUCCGAGCUUCAUCAAAGUUUUACACACGAAGACGAGCUAAGGUGUUGGUAGACUUGUCAUCAAAUCACUAUAUUGGAGGCUUGGGAGGAAGGCAUGAAACUUGAGAAUGUGCGUUCUUGGAAGGAGCUCCCGGUAGAGCAAUACCAUGUUUGGAUAAUAGCUUGGAUCAUGGGUGAUACUAUCAUGUAUAGCACAUACUUUUUAAGACCACACACGCGAAGCCAAUCCCAAGAUCUCAAAUCUUGGGAUUGGUGGUUGCCACUUUGGCAAUGGUGGGAGGUGUCCAAGACAGCCCUUUGUUCUGUGUUUGUAAAAGGAAAAUUAUGAAUAGUUGUCUUAGUCAUUUUAUUAUGAAUAUUAUCUCUUGUGACAUAUUUGAGAGCUAGAUUAAGCUGUUUGUUGAACUUUGUUUAGAAACAUGGGUUGCAAGGAGAUUCAAUCAUCCUUGAGGUCUUCAUAUGAGAUUAGGUACUUUUUUGUAUUAAUUUA